GUCAAAAUUUCGUCCCAGCCAUGUGGCGGAGUUUACUUCGAAUAUUUUACCCCAAAAACUUGUUAUUAUACUGAAAGUAUUCGUAAAGAUUAUAACACAAGCACGGAGACAAACAGUUUGGAAGAAACCUGUGGAAAAGAACAUAAACUAAAAGUUAAUUUUGAACAUAUCAAAAUACAGGAGACUAAUAUUCAAAAACCAGUACUGCAGUGAGCAAUAAGGUGAAUCAAGAUGGAUGAAAAGAAGCUAGCAUCACUUAAAACAACCAUCAGAGCCGUUCUACAAUCGUCUAAAGAAGGGGUGCUGGCAAGACUUUUUAGCAGAGAUCUUUAUGAUAUGACUGGUGAAAGUGUACCAUAUGCAAAAUUAGGUUUUCCAGAUUUGGACAGUUUCUUCCGAUCAAUUCAUGACACUGUUAGGAUUGGCCUUAAUAGAGAUGGAGAAAAGACGUAUUACUGUGUUGUUGAUGAGUCCACAGCUCAUCUACAUAAAAUGAUAUCGGCUCAACGGUCGUCAAAGAAAAGGAAAGGACGAGGUAGAGGGAAGAUAUCUUCAGCACGAAGACCUACAUACCCACAACCAAGAAAAAGUUACUACACUCCCCGUUCAUCUAGUCGGUAUGGUCCUAUGGCUACACCAAGAUCCAAGUCUUACUCGUCUUCAUCGUACAUCUCUAUGCCGAGAAUAAAUCCAGUCAAGCCAGUACCCCUUGAAAGCACUUACCAACCGAGAACAAGUAGCAAUGCGUACCAACCAAGGUCGAAUUCUGUGACAUCAGUCUACAACAAACCCACUGUGAAAAGUACUGUAACUGUAGUCUACAACAAACCCACUGUGAAAAGUACUGUCACAGCUGUGCCUUCAAGCCAUAGUACCUAUGAAGUACCUCCAAGAUUUCAGAAACAGAGACAACAAACUAGUAGAUCUGACAGUAGCAGCAGUUAUACAACUGUAUCAACUGAUUCUCACUCAGCCUAUCUACAGUCAAGUACAGACAUAUUGAAAGGUAUUGAGGAUUACAAGUCACUUUUCCAAGAAUAUAUUGAUAAGAAGUUUAGGAGACAAGUAGAUGUGAAACUAUUCCAAUCUGCAACUUUUGAUUGGAAAGCUUCUGUAGAAUUAAAUGGGGAAUUAUAUUGUAAUACAGAAAGGGCUAGUUCUAAGAGUGAGGCUGCACAGCUUGCUUGUAAAGUCGCUAUUACAGCGUUGUAUGAGAAUAUCAUGAAGUAUGUAGAUAUUGGAAAAUACUGUACUACCAAAUUAGAUAAUUGUCAAGGUAACUCAAGUCAACACAGAGUCCCUACCAAACCCACAAAAAGAACCAGGGAGGACGAAUGGUUUGCGGACAGGAUCAAAGAGUUGGUUAAUUCCAAGCCUAAUGGUAUUUGGGGGACAAGAUUUUCAGUGGAGUAUAAAACAAAAUAUAAAGAAGAACCUCCUGCUGGUUUGUUAGAAAAGUUGCAAAGUUGGACAGAUAUUGUCUCUGUAGAAAUGAUAAUGAAUAAAAUUAUUUUAUAUCCUGCCAAAACACAACAAUGUAAGACUGAAGAAUUAACAUCCAGAUUGAGUCUAAUUGAUCUGAAGGCUAAUGGGGACAGUAAAAAACUUCCACAUGUUGGCAGUGCGCCUGCUAAGCUGAGUGACAGUGCACUGGUUAACAGAGUAUCUGCUGCUACUACUGCAUAUAAUCUUGAUGGUUGUGGUGAUGACAAUUUGAGAAUUACUGUAUCACAGACUGGAGCAAUUCGAUCUGUCAGUGGUAAAUCUGGUACCACAAAUAAGGUUUGUGUGGAAAAAAAGAAGAUAAAGAUACUGCCGCCUCGGGUUCCUGCAAUUGGGUCAUCAAAUCAAGUUUACAUAUCCCAUGUUGAAAGUUGUUCUGAGUUUUAUGUUCAUGAUAACGAUUGUAAUAUAAAUGACAUUAUGGAUGAAAUUAGAGAUCACUAUGAGUUAACGACAAAACCACCACCAAUUCUGUCAGACUAUAAUAUUGGUGAGCAUUGUAUUGCUCAGUAUUCUGGGGAUAUUUGUUGGUGCAGAGCAAUUAUUUUGGGAAUUACACAAAAGUCAAAGACUAUGGAUGAAAUCCAUGUACAGUUUAUUGAUUUUGGUAACCAAGAAACUGUAACACAAGACAGGGUGAGAGAAUUGAUACCCAUGUGUGCCACCUCUCCAUCUCUUGCCAUACCUUGUCAAUUAUAUGGUGUACAACCACUUAAGAAUGAAAGUAAUUGGAGUAAAGCAGCAAAUAAAAGAUUUACAGAGUUGACAAAAGAAGAACUGAUCAUGAAGAUAGUGGAAUUGACAGGUAAAUGUGAAAUCGUGCUUGUAUAA
Messenger RNA from Saccoglossus kowalevskii, 2334 nucleotides. RefSeq names its product tudor domain-containing protein 7-like. Gene Ontology annotation, cellular component: P granule. The record is from RefSeq and is a predicted model, not a curated record. NCBI's taxonomy places the organism in Eukaryota, Metazoa, Hemichordata, Enteropneusta, Harrimaniidae. Gene Ontology annotation, biological process: spermatogenesis; piRNA processing; P granule organization.